AUGUUAUCAAAAUUUUCUUGUUUAACAGAAGAACGAAAUCAGGCAAAAUUUUCUCCAAAAUUAUUGUCAGAGAUUUUAUACGGAAAAGAAGCCAUCAAAAGACGAAGGAAAAUUGCUGCUUUUGUUGAAAAAACUUCGGUAUUACAUGAUCAAAUACCAAAAGUAUUUAUGGAUCGUAUGGAAAGAAUUGAAAAUAUUGCUAGGAAGGUGAUUUUUCAAAAAAAUAUCUGGUUCAAAAGAGCGUUAAAUCGAGAAAUCCUUGGAACUUAUGCACAAACUGAAAUAGGACAUGGUAAUAACCUUCGCGGAUUGGAAACAGUUGCCAUUUACAAUAAGAAUAGUGAUGAAAUUAUUGUUAAUUCGCCUACUAUAACAUCAUAUAAGUGGUUUAUAGGCAAUGCAGGAAUAUUUGCAAACUAUGCAAUAGUCGUCGCAAAAUUAAUUAUAAAUGAUGAAAAUAUGGGUUUGCAAAAUUUUAUUGUACAACUCAGAGAUGAAAUAACACAUAAACCGAUGCAUGGAAUAACUAUUGGUGAUAUUGGUCCUAAAUUUGGUAUGAAUUCUAAUGAUAACGGAUUCAUAAAGUUCGAUAAUGUAAGGAUACCUCGAAGACAAAUGUUAAUGGCAUUCACGAAGCUAACUGAAUAUGGUGAACUAAUAAAACCAAUGCAUGAAAAACUUGGAUAUAUAAGCAUGGUUCGUGUACGAUCCAUGAUGACGCAACAGCAGGCAUUUAUGUUGGCUAAAGCUUGUACUAUAGCUGUAAGAUAUUCCUGCAUCAGAAAACAGGGAGAAAUCAUGCAAAAUAAAGGCGAGGUAAAAUUGAUUGAUUAUCAACUACAACAAUACCGUAUACUGCCACAACUCGCAAAUGCAUUUGUCUUCUGGUUUGCUGCCAAAAAAAUUCGUCAGACUUAUCAAAACAUGCAAAAUGAUAUUAUCGAUUCAUUAAAUGAGUUACACUCUCUUUCAAGCGGACUGAAAGCUCUGAUAACGGAAGAAGUUGGUAGAGGUAUUGAAUCUUGUCGCUUAUGCUGUGGUGCGAACGGUUAUUCGCAUUUAAGUGGUCUUCCCGAGCUUUAUACUACAGCUAUAGCUGGUAACACAUAUGAAGGUGACAAUACCGUAUUGCUGCUACAGUUAGCGAGGUUAGCGCGAUUAUUCUUCAGCACAAUUCCUAUGAAUUCCUUGGUCCAUUUUAAAUUGAUAUUCAUUUAUAUCAUAUUGAUACUGAUAAAAUUUAAGCCAAAAUUCGCGUCUCUAAAUGGAGAAGUUGAUGAGAUAUUGAAUAAUAAUGAUGGAUAUGCAUCUCGAUUGCAUGUUAAAGUUUAUUUACUUUUGAAUAUGAUAAACUGCAUAUCAGAAAUUGAAGAUAAACAAGUUUUCGAAGCAAUGAGUGACAUCUUGAAAUUAUUUAUUCUUCAUGAAUUGAUUUCAAUUCCAUCAUAUAUUGAGAGUGGUUGCAUAAAUGUCGAGCAAUUAAAUUUAAUUCGAUCCGAAUUCUAUAAAAUGCUGAAAAAAGUUAGAAGAAAUGCCAUCGCAUUAACCGAUUCGUUUGAUAUAAAUGACCGUGAAAUCAAUUCUCUUAUUGCAACGAAUAAUGAAAAUAUUUACAAAAAUAUUCUCCAGUGGACGAAUUACUCCCAGUUAAAUAAUAAAGUUCGUAUUUCAGUUGAAUUAAUUGAGCAUAUUUCCAUAAAUCUUAACAGUGAUAAAAUUUCCUAUAGUCUUAGACACCCUUUUAUUUUUUACCUAAAACAUCGAGCAUUUCUGUUUUGA
Messenger RNA from Dracunculus medinensis (Guinea worm), 1779 nucleotides. NCBI's taxonomy places the organism in Eukaryota, Metazoa, Nematoda, Chromadorea, Rhabditida, Dracunculidae. The record is from the annotation of a GenBank genome assembly.